AUGGCUGGCGUAGCACGGACAGCGAGGCCAACGACGUCUAUGACGAUGAUGGCGCGGCGUGCGUGCUCCCGGCGUUUGGCGGUGGUUGCUGUUGGCGGCAAUCCCAUCAUAAAGGGCUUCGGCAUCAGGGUGGUGCCGGGGAUCACUUUGAGCCCGACCCUUUACGGGAGGAGGAGCUUCUCGCACUCCGGGCAUUGGAGGUCAGCAGCCAUACCUCGGGCCGAUAGGGGAGGAUCGAAGCUGUGGGAGAGUGCGGCAGAUGCGGUGGCCGACAUAAGGAGCGGAUCCGUUAUACUCAGCUCGGGGUUUGGGUUAUGCGGUGUCGCGUCGACCUUGAUCGGGGCGCUUCGAAACCGGGGACCCGAAUCCCUUCACUCGCUCACUGCCGUGUCCAACAACGCGGGAGCCGAAGGGCGCGGAGGGCUCGCUCUCCUGACUGAGAACGGGCAGGUGGACCGCAUGAUCAUGUCGUUCCUGGGGCCCAACAAGAAGCUCGAGAAGCAGUACCUCACGGGAAAGAUUGCGGUCGAGCUUUGCCCCCAGGGAACACUGGCUGAAAGGAUACGGGCGGCGGGGAGCGGCAUUCCCGCCUUCUUCACCCCUACGGGCGGGAACACACUCGUGCAAGAGGGCGCAAUCCCUGCCCGAUUCGAUGCUAACGGCAACGUGGUUGAGUACGGCAAACCCCGAGAGACGAGGAUAUUUGACGGACGCCGGUAUUUGAUGGAGACGGCGCUGCAUGGCGACGUGGCCAUCCUUCGGGCGUGGAAGGUUGACAAGGCGGGCAACUGUGUGUUCCGAUCGGCGAGAUCGACCCCUAACGAUGUCGACCUUCCGGGAAUAUUCAUCGACCGCAUCGUGCCGGCCACGGAAUCGUCGUUGGUCGAGAUUCUGAAGACUCGGUCUACCGGGGAGAGUGGGGAGACCAAGACAAAGGGGGAUGCUCAAAUCCGGAGAGACCGUAUCGCGAGGCGGGCGGCGAAGGAACUCAAGGACGGGUUUUACGUGAACCUUGGAGUUGGUAUCCCCACCAUGGCGCCCUCCUUCCUCCCCUCAGGCCAGCAAGUCUGGAUCCAGUCCGAGAACGGCAUUCUUGGGAUGGGCGACUACCCGCUCCCCGAAGACGUUGACCCAGACAUCAUCAACGCCGGCAAAGAGACCACGACGCUCGUCCCGGGCGCGGCCACCUUCGACUCGUCCGAGUCCUUCAGCAUGAUCCGCGGCGGGCACGUCGACGUGUCCAUCCUGGGCGCCCUGCAGGUCAGCGCCGCCGGCGACCUGGCCAACUACAUGAUCCCCGGCAAGGUGUUCAAGGGCAUGGGCGGCGCCAUGGAUCUUGUAUCGAACCCGGACAACACCAAGAUCGUCGUCGCAACCGAGCACGUCGCCAAGGAUGGCUCGAGCAAAAUCGUGCAGACGUGCAGCCUACCUUUGACGGGGGCGCGGGUGGUGAGCACGAUUAUUACGGAUCUGUGCGUUUUCGAGGUUGAUCGGAAGCGUGGGACGCUGACACUGACGGAGGUUGCGCCGGGGGUGAAAGUAGAGGAGGUCAAGAGCAAGACAGAGGCGGCGUUUACGGUGGCAGAGGAUUUGAAGGCUAUGGAAUGA
Molecule: messenger RNA, 1608 nt
Organism: Chaetomium globosum CBS 148.51
Lineage: Eukaryota; Fungi; Ascomycota; Sordariomycetes; Sordariales; Chaetomiaceae
Exons: 7
Coding region: 1-1608 (535 amino acids)
Biological process (GO): ketone body catabolic process
Molecular function (GO): succinyl-CoA:3-oxo-acid CoA-transferase activity
Source: RefSeq, a predicted model, not a curated record